AUGGCGAUGCCAAAAUGGCCCCCUGCUGUCAACGCCAUUCAUCCGGUCAGCCUCAAGCUCAUAAUGGCUCAUGACGACUCCUUCCUAGAUUCAGAAGCAAAUGCGAACAGAGUGUGGAAUGGUCUUUUCAACGAGUAUUUCCACGUUCAAGAUUUUGGCACCUUUGGCAACGCAUACCUUCUCGGGCCGGAAGGGCAAGCCCCAGAUGGCAGCAAGAAGCUACGAGCAGACAUAUUAAUCACCAGGCUUGUGCACGACAUCAAGGGGAAGUCCACCGGUGAGCUCUACCCUGUGCUUCAAUUCGAAGGGAAAGGUGCUACCUCACGAGAUGGUCUGAACGAUAUCGCAGCCCAAGUCAAUACGUGGUUUGUCAAUGCAAAGAUCGGUGCAGACAGGCCAUGCUGGGCAGUUGGCGCAAAGGGGAGGUUGUGUUGGUUCUUCUACUGGGAUGGCAAGUCACCCGGGAUUCUACCAGUCAUCUGGGGGGAGUAG
This is a messenger RNA of Cadophora gregata, 492 nucleotides long. RefSeq lists its product as uncharacterized. Lineage: Eukaryota; Fungi; Ascomycota; Leotiomycetes; Helotiales; Ploettnerulaceae. The record is from RefSeq and is a predicted model, not a curated record. Bases 1 to 492 code for a protein of 163 amino acids. The transcript has 2 exons.